This is a messenger RNA of Anolis sagrei ordinatus, 1848 nucleotides long. The record is from RefSeq and is a predicted model, not a curated record. NCBI's taxonomy places the organism in Eukaryota, Metazoa, Chordata, Lepidosauria, Squamata, Anolidae.
AUGACUUCCACCAGAAUGUCUUCCCACUUCUCCUUUCUAUCCAACAGGUUCAUUUACCGCAAAAUCGAAUGGUGGCUGGACUGGUCUGUGGUGAUGAUAGCCGGAACGGCGAUGCUGGUGACGUACUCAUCCCUGCUCCUGCUUCUUGCGAUCUGCCUCCAGCUCUGCCACCAACCUUUGAAGCUCCACUGGAUCCACAAGGUCCUGCUGAUCCUUACUGUUCUUGUGUUGGCCGCUGCUUUUGUGGGUCUAGAAGUCCAGUGGUCAGAGCAAUGGGAAAGUGCCCACAUCUCCCUGCAGGCUUUGGGUCCCUUCUUGCACAUCGGAGCCGUGUUUGGCAUGACCCUUUUGGCCUGGCCGGUCGCCAGCUGCGUUUACAGGACGUCCUCCAAAGCCCUCAAGAGCCUUCUCCUGCUGCUGUACCUGGCUGCCCUGCUGGCUCUGUAUUUGGCUCCACUUGGAAUCGACUCCCCUUGCUUCAUGGAGCACCGCGAGCUGCCUCCCAAACCAGCUCUCUUUGGGCACCGGGGAGCCCCCAUGCUCGCCCCCGAAAACACGAUAAUGUCGUUCCAGAAGGCCCUCCAUUAUGGCGUGAGCGUCUGGGAGACGGACCUCCUGGUCAGUGCCGAUGGCGUUCCCUUCCUCAUGCAUGAUGAGAAACUCACCCGGACCACCAAUGUGCAGGCCAUCUUCCCUGAUCGGGCGCAUGCCAAUGCCUCUUCCUUCCAGUGGAAUGAGCUAAAGCAGCUGGAUGCCGGCACAUGGUUCAUGCAGAAACCCCCCUUCCUCAUGAUCCAGGGCCUUUCGAGCGACGAUCGGUUCCUGGCAGCUGCCCAGCGGAUCAUAUCCCUGAAGUACCUUCUCCGCGAGGCCAAGAAGCACAACGUGUCCAUCAUGUUCGACCUGCGGCCGGAGGAGGACCCCAAGUAUGAGCAUCUUGUCAACGUCACUGUGGAGACCAUCCUGCAGUCAGGCAUCGCUCCAGAGCAGAUCCUGUGGCUCCCGGACGGUUUUCGAGAGCAAGUGAAGCAGCGAGUGCCACGCUUCCGGCAGAUCUAUAAGCGGAAGAGGCUCAGCAACGAGACAGAGGAGACACUUCGGAUCAACCUGCCCUACCAGAACCUGAGCAGUGCAGAAAUCCAGGAGUAUCGCCGUGACAACAUCUCUGUCAACCUCUAUGUGGUGAACGCUCCCUGGCUCUUCUCCGUCUUGUGGUGCGCAGGCGUCUCAUCCGUCACCACUAACGCCUGCCAGGAGCUGCAAGGGAUGGCGCGGCCACUCUGGCUGCUGCCUCGUGCCACGUACCGAAUGAUCUGGAUCGUGACAGACUGCGUUUCCUUCUUGCUGGUCGCAUGGGCCUUCCUUCUGCUGAAAAGAUGGUCUCGGAGAAAAGACCCAGCAGGAAUUUCCUUGGUUCAGACUGGCGAGCUAACCAUCACCUCCUUGGGCUUCCAGGCUCCGAUUCAGACGUCCUCUUGACCAAAAUCCACAGUCUGUUGUCCGAGUGACAUGGGAUCUCCUUUCUGCAGCUGGCUUUGGGUCAGGACCCUGUCUCUUCUUCCAAGGAUGCCUUUUGUGGAAAUGGCUCGAGGCUGGGACCCAGUGGCAACAGAAGCGAGAGAGUUGACUUGCGUUGCUUCAGAGUCGAGAGGAGGAACGGCCUCCGUCCAGGACUUCCACAGUCGAUUGUAUUGGCUGUCUUCUAAUUCGGCAUCUCCUUUCGGACCCAGGAACCCAUGCGAAAGCAUUGCAGCAACUGCCUUGGAAGGGUGACUUGUGGGGAAGGUGGUAGGCAUCUCUAAGUGUGUCUGAAGCACUUCUGAAUAAAGCAACCUGUGAGCUGGGAAA